UAUUGCUCAUAUUUCUUUUAGAAUUUGGUUUCUAUUUUAGAGUUAUUUUGUUGUGGUAAUUUUUUUUGUAGAGAGAAGUGUUGGCUCCAAAAAAUUGUACAUUGUGCAUCAAGAAAUUGGGUUUGAGACUCUAUAAAUAGAUGCUUAAGUUAUUGCCCGAGUAGAGAGACAUGUAGAUAGCUAUCCUUAAAAAUUGAAAUUAGUGUUUAUUUAUAUCCAUAUUUGCUAAAUAUAAAAAAUGUAGGAGUUGUGUUUGGGAGUGUAUUUUUUAUUUAAGAUUCUUUUAGUUUCAAAUCUAAGUGGCUGAUUUAGUAGUAGUGUGUUUGUUUUUUUGGGCACCCUUACGGGGAUGGUAUGACUAAAGUCGAUCCAACGAAUUUGCAUAGCAUGAGAAAUUAGUCUUAUUUAAAAAAUAAAGGAGAGAUCAGUUGUUUGACCAUGCAAAUGUUUCACAUUUUUCAUAAAAUUCUUACCUCCAUUGACGAACACAAUUAACUUUUGACUAAAUGCUUUACUAUGUCAACAUCUCUACCAAAUGUUCUUUAUUAUCACCAAGCAUAGCUAAAAGUGAAAAUUUCAAAUUUGAAACAAUUUUUAUUCCCUAAGAUUGAUUAUGAAAAGUUUGAUGGAGUUACUAUAAUUUAUCCUCAAAUAAAAAUAGAUAAAUUACACGGCCUUUCUUAAAAUUUAUUAUAAUUAUAGAAAUUUUUUUAUAAUUUGAAAAAUUAUUCGUACCUUUCUUGAAACUAAAACUAAUCUACACAGACUACUCUUUCUAGUGACAACGUUAAAAGAUUCUCAUUUUUAUUAGAGAUUUAAGUGUUUUUUCAAAUUAUAAGAGUUUUAUGUAAUUAUAAAAAAUUAUAAGGGACAUCCGUGUAAUUUACCUAAUAAAAAUCACAAGAAUAGGGGAGGGAGAAACAGGAAUACACUAAAACAAAGGGACAAGAAUGCAAAACUCCGGCGAAGAAUAAAAACACCAAAUCAAACCCAUCGCAUUCACCGGCGAAGGUAGUUGUGACCUCCGCCCAGUUUCGAUGCAGUCGAGAACACUCUCUCUUCAUCAUUCCUACCACCACCACCUCACCUUCUUCUUCCUCCUAAAACACACUCUCUCUCUCUCUCUCUCUAUAUAUAUAUAUAUAUAUCUUUUCACGGUCACAUUUUUUUCUAUUUCUCUCUCAAGACCCACCAAUGGCUCACCUUCUCAACACCGCUUUCAUUCCCUCUUCUCCAUCUCUUCGCCGCCAAUGUACCCAUUUCUCAGCUCCACUCCACACUUCGAGAAAGCCCAUGAUUGUAUCGAAGAUCAGAGAGAUUUUCAUGCCGGCGCUGAGCUCCACCAUGACCGAGGGCAAGAUUGUGUCGUGGGUCAAGUCUGAGGGUGACAAGCUCUCCAAAGGCGAGAGUGUAGUCGUCGUCGAGUCCGACAAGGCCGACAUGGACGUCGAGACCUUCUAUGACGGUUACUUGGCCGCCAUCAUGGUCGACGAAGGCGGUGUCGCCGCCGUCGGAUCCGCGAUCGCCCUUCUCGCCGAGAACGAGGAAGAAAUAGACGAAGCUAGAUCGAAGGCUAGUAAUUCGUCUACUUCGUCUUCUCCAUCUUCUUCGGCUGAAAUUUCAGAUUCGCCUCCGCCUCCUGCGACGGCUUCGCCCGAGAAGGUGGAGGUCGCGGCGGUGUCAAUGCACCCAGCAUCUGUGGGAGGGAAGAGGGUUGUGGCUUCACCGUAUGCGAAGAAGCUAGCAAAGGACUUGAAGGUAGCUUUGAGUGGUAUGGUGGGUAGUGGGCCAAAUGGGAGGAUUGUGGCCAAGGAUGUGGAGGCCGCGGCCGCGGCCGCAAGCGGUGGUGGCGCUGUGUUGACGGAGGUGCCGAAACCGAGUGUGGGUGUGGCUCCGACUCCGGUAACGGGUAGUCCGGGGAUUGAAUUGGGUUCAGUUGUUCCAUUUUCGACAAUGCAAGGUGCUGUUAGUAGGAACAUGGUUGAAAGUCUAGCUGUGCCUUCAUUCAGAGUUGGGUACACAAUUUCAACUGAUGAACUUGAUGCUUUAUACAAGAAGAUAAAAUCAAAGGGAGUGACUAUGACAGCAUUGCUUGCAAAGGCGACGGCACUUGCAUUAGUUAAGAAUCCUGUCGUCAAUUCUAGUUGUAGAGAUGGUAAGAGCUUUACGUAUAACAGUAGUAUCAACAUUGCGGUUGCUGUAGCCAUAGAUGGUGGGUUGAUUACGCCGGUGCUUCAGGAUGCUGAUAAGGCUGAUAUAUAUACAUUGUCAAGAAAGUGGAAGGAGUUAGUUGAUAAGGCCCGGGCCAAGCAGCUGCAACCUCAUGAAUAUAAUACAGGUACUUUAACUCUCUCUAAUCUUGGAAUGUUUGGAGUGGAUUGCUUUGAUGCCAUAUUGCCACCAGGAACUGGUGCAAUCAUGGCUGUUGGAGCUUCCCAGCCUACAGUUGUUGCUUCGAAGGAUGGUCGGAUUGGCUUGAAAAGCCAGAUGCAGGUAAAUGUUACCGCUGAUCAUCGUGUCAUAUAUGGUGCCGAUCUGGCUUCAUUCUUGCAAACCCUAGCUAAGAUCAUCGAGGACCCUAAAGAUCUUACUCUCUAGAUGCUUCCUAUCGUCUGGGAUGACGUUCUCGUAGCAAGUUCCAGUGGCUCUAAUCUUGCAUCUUUAUGGAGUAGGUUUAUAGAGAAAUUCGGGAGCCAAUCACUACCUGCUCAAUCAUAUUUCUGUGAAGAUCAGCUGGAUCGGAACUUUGAGAGGAAAUUCUAUUUGCAAUUUAUCCUUGGUCUCUUGUGAGUUACAAAUUUUCAAGAUGUUGUCUUAUCAAUGAAAUGUUUUUGUUCAUUA
Cornus florida is the source of this 2841-nucleotide messenger RNA. Its product is annotated as dihydrolipoyllysine-residue acetyltransferase component 5 of pyruvate dehydrogenase complex, chloroplastic-like. Gene Ontology annotation, biological process: pyruvate decarboxylation to acetyl-CoA. Gene Ontology annotation, cellular component: chloroplast thylakoid; pyruvate dehydrogenase complex; chloroplast envelope. Gene Ontology annotation, molecular function: dihydrolipoyllysine-residue acetyltransferase activity. The record is from RefSeq and is a predicted model, not a curated record. The coding region runs from base 1195 to 2598 and encodes 467 amino acids. The transcript is spliced from 6 exons. Lineage: Eukaryota; Viridiplantae; Streptophyta; Magnoliopsida; Cornales; Cornaceae.